UUUUUUUUUUUAUGAAAAUAAAAAUAUUCAAUGUGAAAACCACUUAUUUUCCAUACAGUUAAGGUUGAGAAUUCUUUAAUUAUAAUUUUUAUACGCUGAGUAUAUUAAAUGUAAGAACAAGUUAUCGGUUGUAUUGUGGAAGUUAUGACGGUGGCCGCUAAAACGGAGAAAUGUCUUGUAUUAAUGCUUUAGUAUUAAUUUUAUUAUUAAUACAACCACUCCUCAUAUCCUCAAGACCUUACAAUACCUUCUGCUCCAUCCCCUGUCCCGUAACAGAACCCUGCCAGAACCCAUGGAACGGGUAUGGGAAAAACGAUUACUAUGCCAGAAGCGACUAUGGAAGGACCGACUGCUGCGGCAGCUCACCAAUCAACCUGAACAUCUACGCGUAUGGAGAAGACGCAGAGUAUAAACCGAAUCUACCUAAUGCAUCCCCAUCACCCCCACCAUCCCCGCCAUCACCACCACCUCUGCCGGGGCCGUCAAAACCACCAUCACCCCCUCCGCCACCGCCACCACCCUCACCGUCUGCCCCACCAUCAAGAAGGUCCGGAGAUGAUGGCAGAAGAAGCAACCUUUUCACAUCUCUAUUCAGCGUACCUGGAGCCAUCGCGGAUUCGUUACUUAGUGGGGAAAUUAAAUUUUAACUUCUGUAAACUUCGAUAUAAAACUCUUUAAUCAUUCCA
Messenger RNA from Galleria mellonella (greater wax moth), 686 nucleotides. RefSeq lists its product as uncharacterized. The record is from RefSeq and is a predicted model, not a curated record. Bases 171 to 647 code for a protein of 158 amino acids. The transcript has 3 exons. NCBI's taxonomy places the organism in Eukaryota, Metazoa, Arthropoda, Insecta, Lepidoptera, Pyralidae.